AAUGACUGAGCCUGCCCCACCCACCAUUGACAGCGCGCCUAAACCGGGCCCACCACCCUAUGCGCCACACUCGGGCACCGUCCACCCUCAGGCCCCGACCCCCCAGGAGUACCAGGGGCCAGGGGUAGUCCCAUACCAGCCCAACUACUAUACCCCCCCUCACCAGCAGCCCGUCAUGCAACAGCCUAUGCCCAUGCAGACGAUGCAGUCGCACAACACCACGGUGGUGGUGGCGGGGCUAGGAGGGGGCGGGCCAGUGUACGCUCCCCCCCGGGGAUGGAGCACGGGGCUGUGUGGGUGCUUUGAAGACGUUAUGGGAUGUCUCAACAAGAGCCCAUAUGUUGAUUCAACAAGAGCCCAUAUGUGGCUUCAACAAGAGCCCAUAUGCUGUCUCAACAAGAGCCCAUAUGUGGUUUCAACAAGAGCCCAUAUGUGGUUUCAACAAGAGCCCGUAUGUUGUCUCAACAGGUGA
Messenger RNA from Haliotis rufescens (red abalone), 472 nucleotides. RefSeq lists its product as uncharacterized. The transcript has 2 exons. Lineage: Eukaryota; Metazoa; Mollusca; Gastropoda; Lepetellida; Haliotidae. Bases 2 to 472 code for a protein of 156 amino acids. The record is from RefSeq and is a predicted model, not a curated record.